AUGUUAUUGGCCAGGAGUUUGACAGAGGAACCGACACGUAUGAAUCCAAAUAUAUUACCGUCCGUUGAUGGUGUCCCGUUCAUUAUGCUCGGGCAAGAGCGAUUCGAACUGGAACCAGAGACGAUCUUUGUGCUGGGCAUGCGUCUGAGUGUGACGAAAAAUUAUAUUCUUAUGUUCUUUAGUUCCGUGGGAAUGAUCGCUGUCGACCAUACGAGUAAACCAAGGAUGUUUGUGUACAAAAAUAAGCAAAAUGGACGAUCAAAGGGUGAGUCGACCAUUACAUAUAUAAGUCCUUUCAUGGCGGAAAUGGCCAUUAGAUGCCUGAAUGGCAGCAAAUUUAAGGGAGAAACUAUAACGGUUGUACCGGCAUAUCUAUCAACGCGCAAGGGUCGUGGCAUCCGCUAUAGAUAUCCUCGAGAGUUCGCUCCAUCGAACAAUCGGGAACACCAACAGGUUCGGCAGCAGCAGAAUCGUCAACGUCGACCCCGUAAAUGGAGACCGGCUCGUGACAAUUGGUAUUGCAUGUUCUGCCGCAACAGCAAUUUUGUUUGGCGCUCCAAUUGCAAUCGUUGCAAGGCCAGCAAAUCGGAGUAUGCAGCCGAACCCCUUUUCAGUGGUUCACCAUCUUUCAUGAGGGUGGCUCGCCGUUAG
This is a messenger RNA of Drosophila willistoni, 651 nucleotides long. RefSeq names its product RNA-binding protein cabeza. The record is from RefSeq and is a predicted model, not a curated record. NCBI's taxonomy places the organism in Eukaryota, Metazoa, Arthropoda, Insecta, Diptera, Drosophilidae. The transcript has a single exon. Gene Ontology annotation, biological process: regulation of DNA-templated transcription. The coding region runs from base 1 to 651 and encodes 216 amino acids. Gene Ontology annotation, cellular component: nucleus. Gene Ontology annotation, molecular function: RNA binding; transcription coregulator activity.